AAAAUGGCAAAAAUCUUACACAGAAAUCAGGAGACUAGCAAAAGUCAAGGGAAGAGGAAAGGAGGCAUUGCAAAGAGAUAUAGGCCGAAAGAGGGGAAAUAAGAUCAAUUCUAUCAGGUUUCACUCCAUUACGCCUCAGAAUGGGAAGGGGAUAUUUAAGAAGUCAUUUUUGUUAUCGAAAUAUUCGAUAACGCCUCCAGAGAUGGCUGAAGGUAAUUCCCUGGCUACUAGAAAGGAAAAGAGAAGCAAAAGUACACAAAGGACUAUAUACGAUAUUUAUCUUAACGAUAGUAAUUUACAACGCGAUACUGAUUUGGGCACAAACGGAGCUUCAAAUUUUCCGGUUUACAACCACAAGAAUAGAGUUUUGUCGCCUGAUUCGGUGAAUUCAUCAAACCAACCAGUAAAGAAGAUGUCUAAGAAGUAUCAAUCGAAAGUAAAGAUCAACAAAAUUAAGAACAAAUGUUUGAUAAAUCGGAAUAAUAGCUCAGAAAGGAAGAUAAAGCUACUAACCCAAGAAAAUAAAUUCAGCCUGAAGCAUCUUCGGACUCAGUCUAAAAUCGCAAGGGCUCCGUUUACCAGUGUGAAUCUCAGGAUGGACCACAUCACGAAGAAAAGUGGGCCUUUGAAGAAUGAGAAGAGGAAGAAUUACCAAAGAGAUUCAUGCCAUAGCGUUAUGAGAUCCACCAGCUCAAAGGCAAGGAGUAUUUCUAAACCUCUGAUAUAUGUCUCUAAGGAGAUACACCAAGUUUCCUCUCUGAGCGAGGAGAUUGAGAGCCUUCAGAUGCUGCUUUCCGAGUCCUGACAAGAAAAUUAUAAACUCAAGUGUGAAAUCGUAAAACUUGAUAAUGAGCUUCAUCAAAGAGGUAUUAAGCAAGAACUUGAGCUGUCAAAUUUGCAGAUGAAGUUGAAGUUAAUGGAGGAGGCUCUCAACAAAAGUAAUUCGCAGAUAGAUAAAUUGAAGCCUCUCCCCUACCUACUUGAUAAGUACGAGCUCAAGCUUACUGAAUAUCAGAAUGAGAUUGACCUCAGGGAGAUUAAAAUACAAGAUCUUGAGGAGAAAAAGGGAAUUAAAAAUCACCAAAGUUUGGACGAUCUGGAAGAACGAAUUCAGUUCUUAAUCAAAGAACUUGAGAGAUGUAGAAACCAGCUAGAGAUCGAAGCUAUGAAGGAGCCUAUGGACCUAAAGCAGUCUCGAAUCCGAAUUGAUAGCAAGAUUGACUACCUGAUCGAGAAGGGAAAUGAAUAUAUCAGUUCAGAAGAUGACUCACUGAGUAAGGAGAUACGAAAGCAGUAUGAUAAAGCUAUCAACUGACACAGCAAAAUUGAAAUGGAAUUUUCCUCAUUGAUUUAGAGAAG
This is a messenger RNA of Moneuplotes crassus, 1359 nucleotides long. The record is from the annotation of a GenBank genome assembly. Lineage: Eukaryota; Ciliophora; Spirotrichea; Euplotida; Euplotidae.